AUGGAUUUGGCGACCGCGCGCCAAGUCCAUGGAUCGCUAGUCCAUGUCUGCGCGCCCCCGACAACAGGCACGGGCGGGCUCCCCGGAGGAGCGCGCACGACUCCGUCGUUUGCUCCGCUUUUCGCUUCGCUUCGCUUCUCUUCGCUGUCCUCUCUUGGUAUUGCUCGUGCACCUCUUCCCUGGAGCAACUUUCAGAACGAUCGUGGUUUUCGUUGUGCUUGUUGCCGCGCAGCAGGUGCCCCGGUGAGACGGCCAGCACCGAUUGCAGUGCUGCAGGUGCAGGCGGAGCAGUGCCUUGCCUUGUACAUUUCCACUGAGGAGCAGACUUUGUUCGACGUGCUUCUUGCAAUGAGGUUCCAGAAGCGGCAGUUCGAGGAACGGAACAUCCUCAUGGUGCCCAUCCUGGUGUCCUCGGACAGCUGCUCCCUGGUGGAACUGUCUCCGCGUCUGUCCGGCUCCAAGCUCCUCAACCAGUCCUAUGUGGCAGUGCCGGCGCCAAAGAACGACGAGGACCGUGAGGCCUGGGGCCAGCUCCUCGCCCGCGAGUUCUCCGAG
Molecule: messenger RNA, 555 nt
Organism: Prorocentrum cordatum
Lineage: Eukaryota; Dinophyceae; Prorocentrales; Prorocentraceae
Source: the annotation of a GenBank genome assembly